This is a messenger RNA of Oncorhynchus masou masou (cherry salmon), 1592 nucleotides long. RefSeq names its product forkhead box protein E4-like. Bases 1 to 1251 code for a protein of 416 amino acids. NCBI's taxonomy places the organism in Eukaryota, Metazoa, Chordata, Actinopteri, Salmoniformes, Salmonidae. Gene Ontology annotation, molecular function: RNA polymerase II cis-regulatory region sequence-specific DNA binding; DNA-binding transcription factor activity, RNA polymerase II-specific. The record is from RefSeq and is a predicted model, not a curated record. The transcript has a single exon. Gene Ontology annotation, biological process: anatomical structure morphogenesis; cell differentiation; regulation of transcription by RNA polymerase II.
AUGAAUCUUGCAAAUUUCUCUUACUUUUCGGGCAUGUGUAACAUGACUGCUGAGUCCCAGCAGUCAUCAGCCGAUGCGGCCAGCCCGCUGGUCAUGUUGCCUAACGUGAGUCUGGACUCCCCGAUACCGCCACCAACACUGAAGCUGCCGGCCCGGACGAAGGACGGGGUUCUGAUCAAGUCUGAGCCCCGGGGACCUAGUCCAAACACGGACCGAGAGGAGGGAGCUGCUCUGGGUCAAACCGAGGAGCUCAUGCCCACGGGGAGUCGACGGAGGAAGAGGCCCGUUCAGAGAGGGAAACCACCCUACAGUUACAUCGCUCUCAUAGCCAUGGCCAUCGCCAACUCCCCCGAGAGAAAACUCACACUUGGUGGUAUUUAUAAAUUCAUCAUGGAACGUUUUCCCUUUUAUCGAGAGAACUCAAAGAAGUGGCAAAACUCCAUCCGCCACAACCUCACCCUCAACGACUGCUUUGUCAAGAUUCCCCGGGAACCUGGAAGGCCUGGUAAGGGAAACUAUUGGACUUUGGACCCCGCCGCUGAAGACAUGUUCGACAACGGGAGUUUUCUGCGAAGGAGGAAAAGAUUCAAGCGCACUGACGUAAGCACGUAUCCUGGUUAUUUGCAGAGCUCUAGUGCGUUCACCUCGACCUCCAUGGGCAGACCGGCAUACCCCAACACCCUGUACCCAGGAAUAGGAUCGGGUUACGGAUCACAGCUGGCAGCUUCCCCCCACCCGGGGAUGCUGCAUCAUUAUCAGACCUCUGCCGGGGUCAGUCAAGGGCAGCCAAGAAUGUUCAGCAUCGACAACAUCAUCAGCCAGGAGUCGGUGAUGCAGGGAGGAGAGCUCAACCCCCUGGGGUUAGGCGGUGGAGACCUGGGCACCAUGUCAGCUAGCUGCUCCCUCACUGGUACUGACCCCUCCAAUUGCUUCCAGAUGCAGACUGUCAAUCCCUCGGGGAAUUCACUGGGCAGAGGCGGUGGAGGACUGUCAUCAAACCUGGCACCCGGUUAUCCAUACUCUUCCUCAGCAUCUCCUCCCCACCUGCCUUCCAUGACGCAGUCCAGUUUCUCUCCAGGUACUUCUCAGGUGUACUGCACCGGGAACCGGAUGUCUUUACCAACCGUGCGCUCCGGGUCUUGCGCCGAACACACUGAGCAACUAUUGGGUCUCUCCAGCCCAAUGAACUCUUACAACAACUCUUACAUGAGGCAAGCCAACUUUGCGUCAGGACUAGAUCGGUAUAUGUGAGAAACUGAUUUUUAUAGAGACAAACAACAAGAGCCUCAAAAUACAUUCCAUUUAAAAUAGGUGUGACACAUCUUCUUUGUUUGAAAUGCCAAAAUACAUUCCAUUAUAGUUGUAUUCAUUUCUCAGUGCUUUUGGUUCGUUUACCUUACGUGUCUUAUAAAUUAAUAUGAAUGUGUUCUUAAGAUGUUGUGUAGCCUAUCUGCGUGUACUUUUUUGUCCGAGAACAAUUCCAAUCAUUGUCACCUGUCAGAGGGAAGACUUAUUAAACAAUAUCAUUAGCCACAUAUACUGUUAUGUUUUGUGAAAAGUAAAUAGUUUAUUUGUUUGUGAAUUAUGUUGAA